AUGGUUGUGUGGAAUGCCCGUGGCUUGCUCCACUCGGAUGCGAGGCUGCGCAGACGCAAGCAGGCGCUGCUCGCAUCGUACAUGAAGGUCAAUGCCAUCAUCGCGGUGCAAGAGGUCCACGGCUCCGAGGACGCGCUCAGGAUCUUCCUCCAGGCGCAGCCGCAGAACAUCCUUACCGACUCAAGAUACCUGGUCAAGUUCACGUACCUCCGCGUCUUCAUCGGCUGCAAGUCGCUCCGACACUCGGUCAAGUUCACGAAGCCCUCCUCCGACAUCCAUGGCUAUGCCGUACUACACCCGAUUGAAUCACAAUGGCCGACUCACUACGACAAGUCCUGCAAGCAGCUGUCCACGAUCGACCGCAUCUUCUUGGGGAUUGACGCGCACGCCAUGCUGUCGGUCUCAACGAUCCUGACCACCGCGAGGGAUGCGAUGGAGCUCUCCGAGGCUGGCAUCAGCGACCACGCGCCCCUCGUCUUGCAGAUCACUGCUGCUCGUCACGUCCCGCGAGACGAGCAGCUCAUCCCGACUCACCUCUUCAACCACAGGAAGUACCCCGAGGCCUACUCGCUCAUGCUGGCACACUGUUCCCUAGAGGGGGAAACGGCGGAAGGUCGCUGGAGAGCAGCGAAGCAGUGCAUGAAGCUGGCUGCUCGACGCGUGCGGGAUGAACAGCUGAGGACCAACUUCUCCCUCCUCGUCAAGGACACCACGGUCGAGACCUCGUGCAUGGGCUUCAAAUCGGCGGCGAGAGCCGUAUGGCGACAGGACGCUGUCCUUGCAGGCAGGCUCCUCGACUCUUGCCCCGCCUUGGCGGCCCACCUCAGAGUUACCGACGGCACCGUGCACAUUGUGGAUACCAACAGCUUUGCCACUAAUUUCGAUGCCAUCGCCGAGCGGGUGCACUCUAUGAGAAGGAAGGUGGCGGAGGCCGCAGCUCGGACAGCCAACUUACGCGACAGUGCAGCCUGGCGGAGAGUUGAACGCAAGGCCGCCAGACACGCUCAGCUUUGGGUUCCGUGGCGGCGGCGCAUGAUCCUCUCAGGCUUGCGCGUGGACUCUGCGCCGUGUGCCGCCAGGGACUCGCAGGUGGCUCAGCACGUGGUCUCCGACCCCGCGGGCAUGAAGACGAUUGUGGCGAACUAUUGGGGUGAGAUCUUCGCGAAGGUGCCGAACUCUGAGCAGCUCAAGACACUGGACUCAUUCUUGGACAAGCAUGCACCGAGGAACCCCGUGGUGGAACUUCCUCAACCUGCCCUUCACAACCUUGAACGUGCGGUCAGCAGGGCGCCACCCAGCGCAGCGGGACCUGACCAGCUGACGUAUGCUGCAUGGCGCCGCAGCCCUGGAGCGCUGCAGCAUCUCCACGGGCUCAUGGAGGCCAUCUUCAACGACGGAGUCGCCCCGCUCGACCUCAACUGGUCGAUCUUCAUCUGCGUCCCCAAGGGCACGGAGGAGGACGACGUCCCUGACUCAUGCACGCGCACGGCAUCCACGGUGCGCACCCUGUCCCUCAAGAACUGCGACGCCAAGCUGAUUGCGGCAUGCGCGGAUAGAGGACUCCAACCUAUUGCCACAUCAUCCACCUCACCCGAGCAGAAGGGCUUCACUGCUGGGCGGCGUUUCGUCGACCACAUCCCAUUCUUGGACGCGGAGUGCCGCAGGGAGGGCCUCCUUCCUGAUGCAGCGCCCCGCCGCCCCAUGUUCCUGUCGUUCGGCUUCCGCCAGGCCUUCCCCUCGCUCUUCAGGGAAGUCAUCGAGAAGGUCCUCCCGCGCUACGGGGUCCCGCUGGGCUUUCGCAACGUGAUCGUGGCGCUCUACAGCAACUGCCUCGCCUUCAGCUCUUUCCGAGCCGAGGGCACCAGUGCGGAGCUGGAGCCGCUGUUUGCGCUCAUGUGCGGCAUCAUGCAAGGAUGUCCGCUCUCUGGCACGGUCUGGUGCCUGGCCAUGGAUGCUCCCAUCCGCGCCCUGUUGGCAGCGAUCGCCGAGCAUGGAUCCCUCACGGCCUGCGCGGACGACCUCGGGAUGCUGAUCAAGAACGCGGUCGCCCUUCCGAGCAUUGACCGCACCUUCGUUUCCAUCGAGUUCGCCUUCAAUCUGCAGCUGGCCUUGCACAAGUGCGUGCUGGUCCCGCUGUGGGAGGAGGUCACGGACGACACACUGCAGAACGUCAAGUCAUUCCUUGCUGAGGAGGUCCCACGCUGGAUUGGCUUCCGCAUUGACUCUUCGGCCAAGUACCUAGGAACCCACCUGGGCCCUGGCGUCACGGACUUUGGCAUUUGGAAGGCCGCGGCGGGGAAGUGGUGGUCCCGCUGCUGGGAGCUGGCGCGCACAGGCAUGGCCACCAGCCUUGCUGCCCGCGCGCACAACAUCAACGCGCUGCCGUGCCUGUCGUACCUGGCCCAGUUCUACUUCAUCGUGCCCGCCAUCUGGAAGGUCGAGUUCACCUCCCUGCACCGCUUGCUGCGCCUGCCACCAUCGUCCAUGCGCAAGGCGGACAUCCUUUCGAUGAGUGCGUGGUGUGGCUCACCGUCGCCGAUUGGCCUCUUCCCAUACACAAUCGCCGCGACGAUGCGUUCAGCGGAGAACACGGUGCGGGGUUGGGAAGCGCACCUUCGCCACCUACAUGAAGCUGCUGUGGAACACGUCCCACUCACCGAUGUGAUCAAGGGCAAAUGGUCCCCACCGUGGUGGCGAACGAGGAGGGCGAUCGUGCAGAACUACGCCAUGGUCUCGGACUCCUACGGCAUGCUUGACAUCCCCAGACCGUCGCUGGACUCGUUCACGAUCCCGAUCCCGAGCAGGUUCAUCUUGAAGGCGAAGGCGGCGAUGCUCCUGGAAGCGAAGAAGGCGGCCACUGCCACUCCCCCCAGGAAGCCCAAACGCCAAGCCACGGCGGCUGCUGUGCUCCGUGGCCUGCUGUACCCCGAGGACCUCGUCGCCAUCAUCCACCGGCGGCUGCGCAGAUGGGGGGUCGAAUGCACGCUGCCCGUGCUUCGUGAGAGAUGGCCUCCGCUGCGCUGCAAGCUGACGGAGGUCCGCCCAGCAUGGAUGUGGUCGUGGAUGCGUACGGCGGUCAAUGGUUGGACGACUUCGCGCCGCAUGAGCGCCGUCAUCGACGCUCGCCAGUGCAUCUUCGGCUGCGACGACCAGGACGCUCUCGAGCACUACAUCCACUGCCCGAGCUUGAGGGCGAUGGCCGCGGGCGAAGCUGGAGCCGACGCCAUCGGCAAUGGCCUGGAGCUCCUCGGCUUCGGGGACGAGCAGUACCACUCGAAGCGGUCCAUCGUGGACUGCAUCUUCACCAUCGGCCUCAUGUGCCAGUGCUACCACAUCCAGAAGAACAGGAUGGACGUGGGCCUGGCCGUGGGCGUCGACCAGCGGGCCUCCGUGAGGCUGGCCGCGCUCCAUCGCAUGCAGGCUUAG
This is a messenger RNA of Prorocentrum cordatum, 3426 nucleotides long. The record is from the annotation of a GenBank genome assembly. NCBI's taxonomy places the organism in Eukaryota, Dinophyceae, Prorocentrales, Prorocentraceae.